Scleropages formosus (Asian bonytongue) is the source of this 2947-nucleotide messenger RNA. Its product is annotated as dynamin-1-like protein. Gene Ontology annotation, biological process: mitochondrial fission; intracellular distribution of mitochondria; endocytosis. Gene Ontology annotation, molecular function: GTPase activity; GTP binding; microtubule binding. The coding region runs from base 110 to 2299 and encodes 729 amino acids. Gene Ontology annotation, cellular component: cytoplasm; mitochondrion; membrane. The record is from RefSeq and is a predicted model, not a curated record. Lineage: Eukaryota; Metazoa; Chordata; Actinopteri; Osteoglossiformes; Osteoglossidae. The transcript has 20 exons.
UGAAUAAAUGGUGGCGGUGUAAGGGGACAUUGCGUGACUUUGUCUCCGUUUGGCGGGGUUGCCGCUUAGUUGGUUUGUUCGACUUGACAGGCGAUCGCUUUGCGGAAGCAUGGAGGCUCUCAUCCCUGUAAUAAACAAACUCCAGGACGUUUUCAACACAGUGGGGGCGGAUAUCAUCCAGUUACCGCAGAUCGCUGUGGUCGGAACGCAGAGCAGUGGGAAGAGCUCGGUGCUGGAGAGCCUGGUGGGCCGCGACCUGCUGCCACGUGGUACCGGGAUUGUCACACGGCGGCCCCUCAUCCUGCAGCUCGUUCACGUGGACGCAGAUGACCGCAGGAAGGCUGGCGAUGAGAAUGACGUCACCUCGUGGACAAAUGGGCGCCUUUACAGAGGUGUGGAGGUUGAAGAGUGGGGAAAAUUUCUGCACACGAAAAACAAGAUCUACACAGACUUUGAUGAGAUCAGGCAAGAAAUUGAAAAUGAAACGGACAGAGUAUCGGGCAUUAACAAGGGUAUCAGCGAUGAGCCCAUUCAUCUGAAGGUCUUCUCUCCUCAUGUGGUGAACCUCACACUGGUGGAUCUUCCAGGAAUUACAAAGGUCCCAGUAGGUGACCAGCCCAAAGACAUUGAAGUUCAGAUCCGAGACCUGAUUCUGAAGUACAUCAGCAACCCCAACUGCAUCAUCCUCGCUGUCACUGCCGCCAACACCGACAUGGCCACAUCUGAGGCCCUCAAGGUGGCCCGGGAAGUGGACCCUGAUGGCCGGAGGACGCUGGCCGUUGUCACCAAACUGGAUCUAAUGGAUGCCGGAACUGAUGCAAUGGACGUCUUGAUGGGCCGGGUCAUUCCAGUCAAGCUGGGGCUGAUUGGAGUGGUCAACAGGAGUCAGCUGGACAUUAACAACAAGAAAACGGUGGCUGACGCCAUCCGUGACGAGUAUGCCUUCCUACAGAAGAAGUACCCCUCUCUAGCCAAUAGAAAUGGCACCAAGUUUCUGGCAAAGACUCUAAACAGGCUGCUGAUGCACCACAUUCGCGACUGUCUUCCUGAGCUGAAGACUCGCAUCAAUGUGCUGGCGGCGCAGUACCAGUCGUUGCUCAGCAGCUACGGUGAACCCGUGGAGGAUAAGAGUGCCACCUUGCUGCAGCUCAUCACCAAGUUUGCCACGGAGUACUGCAACACCAUCGAGGGCACGGCCAAGUACAUCGAGACUGCAGAACUGUGCGGUGGAGCUAGAAUUUGCUACAUAUUCCAUGAGACGUUUGGACGAACGCUGGAAUCUGUGGACCCACUAGGUGGACUAACAACCAUAGAUGUGCUGACAGCCAUCAGAAAUGCCACGGGGCCGCGGCCUGCUCUCUUUGUACCUGAGGUGUCUUUUGAGCUUUUGGUGAAGAGGCAGGUGAAGCGAUUAGAGGAGCCUAGCCUGCGCUGUGUGGAGCUGGUGCACGAGGAGAUGCAGAGGAUCAUCCAACACUGCAGCAAUUACAGCACACAGGAGCUUCUGAGGUUCCCCAAGCUUCACGAUGCAAUUGUGGAAGUGGUCACCUCCCUGCUGAGGAAACGGCUCCCCAUCACAAACGACAUGGUGCACAACCUGGUGGCCAUCGAGCUGGCCUACAUCAACACCAAGCACCCAGACUUUGCUGAUGCCUGUGGACUGAUGAACAGCAACAUCGAGGAACAGAGGCGUAACCGAAUGAGAGAGGUGUCCGCUGCGGCCUCCCGAGACAAGUCGUUCAAGGGUCCAGGUGCUCAGUCUGUUUCCCCACCAGAACAUCCUGUUGCUGCAGAAUCAGAGGGGGCCAAGGUAGCGGGAGGCGGAGCCCAGGGUGACCAAGAGGCCAGCACAGGGAACUGGAGGGGAAUGCUGAAUAAGAGCCAGGAAGGACUGACAGAGGACAAGACCAAACCCCAGGGAACCGUCCCUCCCAGUCCACAGAAGGGCCAUGCUGUGAACCUGCUGGAUGUGCCUGUUCCGGUCGCUAGGAAGCUCUCAGCUCGUGAGCAGCGGGACUGCGAGGUCAUCGAGAGGCUCAUUAAGUCCUACUUCCUCAUUGUCCGGAAAAAUAUCCAGGACAGCGUGCCCAAGGCAGUGAUGCACUUCCUGGUGAACUAUGUGAAGGACAGUCUGCAGAGUGAGCUGGUGGGGCAGCUCUACAAAUCGGCGUUGCUAGACGACCUGCUGACGGAGUCUGAGGACAUGGCACAGCGCCGUAGUGAGGCUGCCGAUAUGCUCAAGGCCCUGCAGAAAGCCAGCCAGGUGAUUGCAGAGAUCCGGGAAACUCACCUGUGGUGAGGAUCUCCCAGAGCCCUUUUCCCGGGCCAGUCAUGACCUCAGAACAAACCACUUGAAGAUCCAUUGUACGUCUGAAUAUAGUUUUUAUUUACUGUGUGGACUGUCACGAAACGGUAAACUGUAAACCAUAAUCUGUUAGUCUUUGUCUGCUUCUACAUAUUUUGCCAGAGUAUCUUUCACCAGUCAACACUGAAUGAGUGUCAUGGUGCUCUUGGUUAUGUGUGUUGACUAGAAAACCGAAAAUAGUGCAGAAAAUACAGUCACAUUAAUGCUUCCUAGUUCAGGGUGUACGAAACACUAGCAGAACUCCUGUCCUGUUGGGCUGCCCUCAGUUGGCAGAAUUUAAAAAAAAAAAAAAACCCACUUUUUGUAUUAUCCAGUGUGAGUUAUGGUUAGUGUUGCACUGUACGAAUGACUGGGGAUGGUUGCGUGUGGUUCUGACAGCAGCCCAUCAUUAUGUUCACAUCUUUGUCUCCGAAACAGGAAAUCCAGACAGAUUUUAUUGUGCUAAGUAGGUGAUAGCACUGAUGACCUGUAUUCUUACAAUGGUGGGUGCUUGGGUGUGAUGGUUUUGAAUUUUUCAUCUGAGCAAAGAUAUUGUAUCAAGAUGAGGUGUAAUAACAUUAAAAAAGUAUUUUACCAGGAUGA